GCCAAAGGAGGAACCGAAGACAGCUAGAAGUUAAAAAAAAAAGCCCUCCGUGAAACCGUUACAGGUCCCGAGAAACUGGGCCCGUUUCUUUUGUGCCGGGACCCGGGAGAGAGGAUGUAGAAUCCACCUGCCCAGGUAGCCGAUGGCAGGCCGCGCUCAGGCCUGCCUGUCUCGGAAAUGCAGAGCUCCCUCUUUAAAUCUGCUGAUGGCGAGAGAUGGAACCGGAGCCUGCCCUGGCAACCCGGGGCCUGCAGGGAUCCAGGAGCCCCCGUGCAACCUGGAAGAUGAUGAGGUUUUCCUGGGCAGCGAGGCGAGGCCCAGCAGCACCCAAGCAGAUCCCUUCCGCCACUGCAGUGUGGAGGAGCUUUACGAACUGCUGGAGACGCUGGGCAGCGGACACUUUGGGGUGGUGCGGCGUUGCCAGGAACGGAGCACCGGAGUUUUCUACGCGGCCAAAUCUGUCAAAGUGCGGAAGCGCAAAGGCAGCCGGCUGGGGGUGGAGCGCGAGCAGGUGGAGCGUGAGGUCUGCAUCCUGCAGCAGCUGCAGCACCCCAACAUUAUGCGCCUGUACGACGUCUUUGCCAACCAGGCCGAGAUGGUGCUGAUCCUGGAGCUCAUCCUCGGAGGCGAACUCUUCGACUUCAUUGCGGAGAAAGAGCUGCUGUCCGAAGACGAAGCCAUCGAGUUCCUGCAGCAGAUCCUGCUGGGCUUGGCCUACAUGCACGCCCUCCGUAUCGCUCACUUCGACCUCAAGCCGGAGAACAUCAUGCUGCUUGAGAAGGGCGCCCCCAAACCCAGGAUCAAGAUCAUCGAUUUUGGGCUGGCGCAGAAGCUGCAGGAAGGGGUGGCCUACAAAAGUCUCUGCGGGACCCCUCAGUAUAUCGCUCCUGAAGUGAUCAACUACGAGGCCCUGAGCACAGCCACAGACAUGUGGAGCAUUGGGGUGAUUACCUACAUCUUGCUUAGCGGCAUGUCCCCAUUCCAGGGGGAGACGGAUGAGGAGACCCUCUCCAACGUGGUCUCGGGGAAUUACGAGUUCGAGGCCAAAUAUUUCAGCCAAACCUCUGAGAUGGCCAAGGACUUCAUCCAGAAACUCCUGCUGAAGGAGCCCAGGGACCGAAUGACGGCAGCUGAGUGUCUCCUUCAUCCCUGGAUCAAGCCCCUGACCCGGAAGCAGGCCAUGAACCGGAGCCGUUCCUCCAUCAACAUGAAAAACUUCCGUAAAUUCAACGCUCGCCGGAAGUGGAAGCUCUCCUACCACAUGGUCUCGGCCUGCAACCGUCUCUGCCGGCUGCGGCUCCUGUGCCAGCAGCAGAAGCCGGAGGAGGAGGUGACGGCCCUGCGGGACUGCGAGAGUGACCAGGAAGACCAGCCCAGCAGUCCGGGGGUCUUACUCCGCAGGCGUCGAAGCAUCUGCUCCUGAGUUCGGCAUUGGCUCCCGUCCAGCCACCCUCCGUCCUUCUGCUCAGAGGCCAGGAUGAUGGCGUCCUCUCUAGUCACCAGGCAGUGGGGGAGGAAAGACCCCCGGAAGGAGGCAGCGCUUGGCUCUUCUAAGUGGCCAGAAAUGGGAAGGGGCUCCAGCGGCUCAGCGCAGUGGGGGGGUCCUUCGCUAUCCCGCUUGGGUGAUCACCUGAGCCCCUUCCUCUCCUCUUCAGCAUUUCAGCUUCUUGACCUGCCAGGGAGGGGCUGCCCCCCACACACACGCCCCCAGCAUGGCUGCCUUGGACAGCCUCCCUGGGGGUCCUCAAGAGGAAUGGAGGCUCCCUUUUCCUCAAACAUCUGGCCAAGAACCGCCGUGAGCGAGUGCCGGGCUGAUUGUAAUUAAAAAAAAAAAUACAUAUUUGUCAAAAGGGAAAAAGCACCA
This is a messenger RNA of Pantherophis guttatus, 1864 nucleotides long. Its product is annotated as death-associated protein kinase 2-like. Gene Ontology annotation, cellular component: cytoplasm; nucleus. Gene Ontology annotation, biological process: protein phosphorylation; positive regulation of apoptotic process; intracellular signal transduction. Lineage: Eukaryota; Metazoa; Chordata; Lepidosauria; Squamata; Colubridae. The record is from RefSeq and is a predicted model, not a curated record. Gene Ontology annotation, molecular function: ATP binding; protein serine/threonine kinase activity.